AUGGAAAACCAAUCAGAAGGAGACGAUAUGUACCGGCGGAUACUGGCGAUGCUUGCAAGUCUAGGACUAGCUGAGAGUGAUUUGCCCCUUGAGUAUAUGCUAGUCAGAUCAGACAAUCAGGGUUCGAAGCCAUAUUUUCCCGAAGGGCAAGAGUAUACGCUAUACGACCUCAUGUGCGUGUAUGAGUUCCUAAAACAACGCAGAAUUAUGACCGCCUCUGAUCUGGACAGUGGCCAAGGCAAUGCAUCGGCCAGCUCCGUUCCUUCUAAUCAGCUAGUGGCUCCGGGUCAGACACAGUCGAAUGACACUGAGCUCUCUACUACCUCAACACUGGGUGAUAACAUAAUGGAUGUUGAUAUGGAGACUGAAGACCUUCCUUGCAGUUGUUUUGCUGCGAAAUCUGUGGAGCAUAGUGAGCAACAUACAUCGGGGCUAACCAGGAAAGCCAGUGCAUCGCAUACUACCGGGAAGCUUUGA
Molecule: messenger RNA, 477 nt
Organism: Aspergillus piperis CBS 112811
Lineage: Eukaryota; Fungi; Ascomycota; Eurotiomycetes; Eurotiales; Aspergillaceae
Exons: 2
Coding region: 1-477 (158 amino acids)
Source: RefSeq, a predicted model, not a curated record